ACACAUCAUAAUUAUCUUAUUUAUUGAUUUUAUUCGGCAUAAAACUCAUCAGAUUCAUCAGAUUUAUCUUAUUUAUUGAUUUUAUUCAGAAUAAAAACGCAUGAAAUUCAGAAGCCGUCAGAAGCCAUUGGACCAACUUUGAAAAAUGGCCUGGUUCAAUAGAAUUGGAAAACGAUACAUCACUAAAUCAAGUUUUCGCGCCACUGAUGGACUUCAAGCUCCUGGCUUUUCAACAAAAGCCGUGUCUUCCCUUCUCCAUAGUUGGUCUUCAUUUUCAGUGUACAAAUAUUCUCUUCCUACCAUUAAUGGAUCUCGAGCUCCUGGUUUUCCUUCCGAGUUUCUCCCUUCACUUCUCAAAAGCCGCUUCUUCUGCUCUGUUCCGACCCAAAAUCGAUUGGGUCCAUCAGGUUUGAGACCCACAAGUCCAGAUGGGAAGGCUAGGGUUGUGGUUUUGGGCUCUGGUUGGGCCGGUUGUCGAUUCAUGAAGGGGUUGGAUACUGAUCUUUAUGAUGUCGUUUGUAUAUCCCCGAGGAAUCAUAUGGUUUUUACGCCUCUUUUGGCUUCGACUUGUGUUGGCACGCUGGAGUUUAGGUCAGUUGCAGAGCCAAUUGGGAGGAUCCAGCCUGCUAUUUCGAAUGCUCCGAAUUCUUACUUCUUCUUGGCUACCUGUAAAGGCAUUGACACUGAUAACCAUGUUGUGCACUGCGAGAGUGUUACUGAUGGAAGUAAGUCACAAAUCAUUGAGCCUUGGAGCUUUACCGUUCCAUAUGAUAAGCUAGUUAUCGCAUCAGGUGCCGAGGCCUCCACAUUUGGUAUAAAAGGUGUGAAAGAGCAUUCUAUAUUUCUCCGUGAAGUUUCUCAUGCUCAAGAGAUCCGCAGGAAGCUUCUCCUAAAUCUGAUGCUUUCUGAUGCGCCUGGAAUAUCAGAGGCAGAAAAGAGUAGACUUCUACACUUCGUUGUAGUUGGAGGUGGGCCUACUGGUGUUGAAUUCAGUGGUGAACUUAGUGAUUUCAUCAUCAGGGAUGUGCAUGAGAGAUACUCUCAUGUUAAAGAGAACAUCCGUGUGACUUUAAUUGAGGCAAAUGAAAUUUUAUCCUCCUUUGACGAUCGACUAAGACAAUACGCUACAAGGCACUUAACUAAGUCGGGGGUCCGACUUGUUCGUGGAGUUGUAAAAGAUGUACAUCCUCAAAAGAUCAUUUUAAGUGAUGGCACAGAGGUUCCCUAUGGACUGCUAGUAUGGUCCACUGGUGUUGGCCCCUCUUCUUUUAUAAAUUCUUUGCAAUUUCCAAAGUCCUCUGGUGGAAGAAUAGGUGUGGAUGAAUGGUUACGUGUUCCUUCAGUACAGGAUGUCUUCUCCAUUGGUGAUUGCUCAGGAUUUCUUGAAAGUACUGGCAAACCGGCGCUCCCAGCUUUGGCCCAGGUCGCAGAGAGACAAGGGAAAUAUUUAGCCAGUCUUCUAAAUCAAAUUGGUAAAGCUGGUGGGAGCCAUGCUAACUGUGCACAAGAGAUAGAAUUGGGGAGUCCUUUUGUUUAUAAGCACUUGGGGAGUAUGGCAACUGUUGGCCGUUACAAGGCCCUUGUGGACCUUAGGCAGAGCAAGGAAGGGAAAGGCCUGUCUCUUGCUGGAUUCUUGAGUUGGUUCAUUUGGAGGUCGGCUUAUCUGACACGCGUAAUUAGCUGGAGGAAUAGAUUCUAUGUGGCAAUCAAUUGGGCCACCACCUUUGUUUUUGGCCGUGAUAUAAGUCGCAUUUAAAAUGGAGCUGAAUUCAAAUCUUAGGUUGGCAAGAAAGUAGGGGCUAUUCAACUUCCAAAAUCUUGAAUGAUGUCAAUAUUUUGUUUAUUCUUUGCUUAAGCAUGAUUUUGUUUAUGUGCAUGCAUGCGCAUGCACUGAUUUCAUUGAUCUAAUUUUUAUGAGUUCCCUUAUAGUAGAGAACUACACCAAGAGAAUAUAACAAGUGACAUUUUAAUACAAUUCUUGUAAUAAAUGUCUGAUAUUAUAAUUUAUAUUAAGGGGGUCCUGAAAGUUCCAUGUGAGAAA
Amborella trichopoda is the source of this 2041-nucleotide messenger RNA. RefSeq names its product internal alternative NAD(P)H-ubiquinone oxidoreductase A1, mitochondrial. Gene Ontology annotation, molecular function: NADH dehydrogenase activity. The record is from RefSeq and is a predicted model, not a curated record. Lineage: Eukaryota; Viridiplantae; Streptophyta; Magnoliopsida; Amborellales; Amborellaceae. Gene Ontology annotation, cellular component: mitochondrion.